AAGUAAGCUGUAUGCAGUAUAAUUAACAUAGUUUGGAACUAAACAUGUCUGGCCAAUUUUCUAGCCUAUCACUGAAUGAGGGAGGUUAUGACUACAAGUUCAUAGAAGAACCUGCAGACUCUCUCAAGUGUCUCAUUUGUCUGCUAGUAGUUAGGGAGCCACAACAACAUGGCGGCUGUGGGAAGCUAUUCUGUAAGAGCUGUAUAACUAAGUACAGGAGGAACGAUUGUCCUCACUGCAGACAACCAAUCAGGGCAUCUGGUUACCAGCAAUUUGGGGGAACCAUCUUUAACGAUUUCAAGAGUGACCAAGAGGUAAAGUCUCUGCUAGUAUACUGCACGACCAGCUGUGGUUGGCAGGGGGAGCUGCGAUCAGUCGAAAAUCACGAGAAGAACAAAUGCGAAAAUAGUACUAUUUUAUGCCCAAAUGCUUGCCACGUCACGUUUCUAAGAAAAAAUCUUCAGCUUCAUCUUGAGACAGAAUGCCUAAAGCGACUUACAAGCUGCCUAAAGUGUGAGCAAGAGAUGGAAUAUCGAGAUCUGGACAACCACAUGGCAAGCGAGUGCCCCAAGAGACAGUACACAUGCCCACACUGCAAUGAAGCUGGUGUGUAUGAUGAGAGAACUACUACACAUCUGGAAGUCUGUCCUAAAGUAGAGGUCGAGUGUUCGAAGUGCUCACGUUUAGUUUUACGCUGUGAUGAAUCUGAUCAUCCUUUGGAUUGCCUGAAUGAACCAGUUUUUUGCAAGUACUACAAUAUUGGAUGUGGAGAGAAGCCACUAAGAAAAGAUUUGACUAAUCACGAGGAAAAUGCUCAGCUUCACCUUUCAUUAGCAACUGAUAAGAUAUUGAAAUUAACUAAUAUGCUAGUCGUAAAAAACAUACUAACGUUUAAAAUAAAUGGGUAUAAAGAGAAACAAGAUAAAGAUCAUCAAUUUUUAAGCCCAGCAUUUCGUACUUCAGAAUCAGGCUACAAGAUGUGCCUGAGAGUUGAUGCCAAUGGCAGGGGUGAUGCUAAGGGCACUCAUGUUUCAGUAUUUGCCUGUCUCAUGAAGGGAGACAAUGAUGACUCCCUGUUCUGGCCGUUCACUGGGACAGCCACAGUCGAGCUACUUAACCAACUGGAGGACAAGAACCAUCACAAGGAGACAAUUGCAUUCCCAGCAGGCAGAGUGUACACUCAAAGAGUGGUCAGCCGUGAGAGAGGGAGAGGAUAUGGGUAUCCUGAGUUCAUCUCCCACGCUGACCUCGCUCACAAGCCUCUUACAAACACUCAGUACCUCAAAAACGACACUCUAAUAUUUCGAGUAUCUGCAGAAGCUCCUGACUACAAGCCAUGGCUGGAGUGUACCAAGUGUGUUUAGUGACUUUAUUACAUAGGGCAGGACUAAUUGUGUGAUAUUGCCUAUAGUAGACUAGUGCUAGAACCUCUAUACAUAUUAUACAGUAGCUAUAUACCUCGUGUCAAAACCAUUAGUUUCAAUCUUA
Molecule: messenger RNA, 1488 nt
Organism: Halichondria panicea
Lineage: Eukaryota; Metazoa; Porifera; Demospongiae; Suberitida; Halichondriidae
Product: TNF receptor-associated factor 4-like
Exons: 2
Coding region: 45-1364 (439 amino acids)
Biological process (GO): signal transduction; regulation of apoptotic process
Molecular function (GO): zinc ion binding; protein binding
Source: RefSeq, a predicted model, not a curated record